UUAACAGUGAGCAAAAUGUAAACAAUGGAAAACCACAGAACCUCUGCCACCAGUAUCUCCUAUAAAGGCUGAGCAGCCGAUGAGCCUCAGUCGUCUUUCCUGGCCUGCAGCUAUCACCUGAGCUUGGUGGUGUUUUAUUCCCAGUUAUAUUGUGAAGAUGAUCAGCCGUUGCAUCAUGAAUCUGUGGCUCAGCAGUCAUUUGCUGGUAGCGGGGCUGUUUCUGGGCUGCUCGGCUCUGACACCUGAAGAAUGCCAGCCCUUGGUUGCACCUUUGUCUCUGGCUGACGCCUCUGUGAUCAGCGGCAGAAGCAACUUCCUCGUGGGUUACACCGAUAAUGAAGUGUUUGCCUCCAUCCUGAACUUUACGCAGAGCUCCUGGGUUAAUUUCACCUUUCCACCAUCCAGCCCCAAUAAAGGUGUCAUGUCUGAGUGGAACAAGAUGAAGGGACACUGCGUGGCCUCAACUGUCAACGUAACUAUUGACGGCAACACUUUGUCAGCGUCAGUUGCCAACAUGUCCUCAGUGUUCCACAUGCUGCCAACCAGUGACGGCUGUCUGGUCAUGAGCAUCAACACCACGGCCAGAAACCUCGACAAGAUACUUAACAUGAUGGGAUUCAGCGACAUAGUUACACCUGAGGAGGUCAAUGCUCGUUCUCUUUAUCUGAUGGGCAGAGAGUCGAGCCUGAAGGACUCGGAGCUGGAACAGUUCAAGAAGCAGGCGAGCUGCCUCGGCUUCUCCGGAGAACCAAACUUCAUCUACAACUCCGAGAACGCUUUCUGCGCUGAAGGCGAGGGCGUUAAACUGAAGUUCUGAAGUUAAGAACAACUUUCAGCAAUAUCUCAAACUGAGGA
Molecule: messenger RNA, 855 nt
Organism: Cottoperca gobio
Lineage: Eukaryota; Metazoa; Chordata; Actinopteri; Perciformes; Bovichtidae
Exons: 6
Coding region: 158-817 (219 amino acids)
Source: RefSeq, a predicted model, not a curated record